This is a messenger RNA of Astyanax mexicanus (Mexican tetra), 5445 nucleotides long. RefSeq names its product syntaxin 6 (gene stx6). Gene Ontology annotation, molecular function: SNAP receptor activity; SNARE binding. The coding region runs from base 179 to 991 and encodes 270 amino acids. The record is from RefSeq and is a predicted model, not a curated record. Lineage: Eukaryota; Metazoa; Chordata; Actinopteri; Characiformes; Acestrorhamphidae. The transcript has 8 exons. Gene Ontology annotation, biological process: vesicle fusion; Golgi vesicle transport; intracellular protein transport. Gene Ontology annotation, cellular component: endomembrane system; SNARE complex; synaptic vesicle membrane.
CUGCUGACCUCUGCCCCGGAUUGAGUAGAGGGAGUGAUGGCGGAGGGCGCAGCUCAGUCCCGCACAUAAACAAACCUUAAACCCUCAGCGCUCUCACAGCGGCCACAGACACGGGCACAGCCGCCGGGGUCUGGAGCAUGACUUUAUACCAGAGGAGCCAUUUACUGUGAGCAGCACCAUGUCGAUGGAAGACCCGUUUUUCGUUGUGAAAGGAGAGGUCCAGAAGGCUGUGAACACUGCACAAGGUCUACACCAGAGAUGGAGUGAGCUUCUUCAGGAUCCUGGUGGUGCCUCCAAGGAGGAGGUAGACUGGACCACCAAUGAGUUGAGGAACAGCCUGAGGUCUAUAGAAUGGGACCUGGAAGACUUGGAUGAGACUAUUAGUAUUGUAGAAGCAAAUCCAAGAAAGUUCAAUCUUGAUGCGGUAGAGUUGAGUAAAAGGAAAGCUUUCAUCACCAGCACAAGACAGACUGUCAGGGAGAUGAAAGACCACAUGGCUAGCCCAAUGGCUGUCACCAUAACAGACAAGAAAAGCAGACAGACUCUGUUGGCAGAGGGAGGCUCUCAUGGUCCAAUUUGGCAACCAGGAGGAGGAAGAGGAGCCGGAGGAGGAAGAGGAGUAGCAGGAGGAGGAGACAGGUACACCCGGCUGGACCGAGAGCUCCAGACAGCCAACUCCCAGUUUAUUGAAGAGCAACAGACCCAGCAGCAGCUCAUAGCAGACCAGCAGGAUGAACAGUUGGAGUUGGUGUCUGGGACCAUCGGUGUGUUGAAGAACAUGUCACAAAGGAUUGGACAGGAGCUGGAUGAACAGGCAGUCAUGCUUGAUGAUUUCUCUCAUGAGAUGGACAACACUCAGUCCAGACUAGACAAUGUGAUGAAGAAGUUGGCCAAAGUCUCCCACAUGACUAGUGACCGACGGCAGUGGUGUGCUAUUGGCAUUCUGUUGGCCAUCCUGUUUGUUGUGAUCAUCCUGCUUAUUGUUCUGUGAACGGCACUCAGCCCCCAAACACUACAGCUUUCCUCACCUGCACGGAAGGAUGGACAAAAAAAAACAAACAAGGUGCUUUUGGGGAAAGGAAACCACCUUCUUCUCCAGUUCUUAUUCUGUCACACUGUCUGCUGCUGAGUAUUACGCUUCUUUUGCAACUUUUUAGGCAACUCCAAAAUGCCACAGGUGUGGUACUUUUGCUUAUUUUGAUUAUCUGUAAAUAUCCAUUAUUUUUUCUAUUGUUUUAUUUUCUGUUUUGUUCAUUUUUGAAGCCUAAACCCAAGAGGCUUGUACUAGAGUGGUCUGCAUCACUUACUUUCUCUGUAAGUGUGUUACUGCAACAUGUCACAUUAGGUCUUUGUGUGUCAGUGAAGCUCUAAAGUGCUUUUUCUACUUUCUGCGUUUAGGACCCAUCAUGUUAUUAAUAGACGGUGAUUUAUUGAAGUAAUAACCGGUUUAUUCUUUCACAAAUCUAGGGCUACCGUUUUAUUAACUAAUCAUUUCGCUUCCUGUUCUGUGUACUUGUUCACUAAAAUAGCAGUAUGUUUGCUAUGGUUAUUAAGGACUGACUAAUUGAAGUAAACAUAAAAAGCUAUACUAAACACUGGAGUUCCAUGCUAUGGAACUGGACUAUUUUCUAACCACACUAAUAUUAUUUUAACCACUUAUUAUAUUAAUUAAUAUUUUAUUUUAUGCUUUUCUUCUGAAUUUAUUAAUCAUUUUUUCGUUCAUUCAUUCGUGUUCUUAUUUUUGCAGUUGGUUGAAGUAUAGAAAUCUCCUAAUGUACUUUAGGCUGAGUGAGCUUGAUUAUCCCUGACUGAAAACUGUUUACUGAAGUGUUUUGAAGAUGGGAGCUUGUUUGGGUUACUGGUAACCCAUAUGGACUUGCAAGAUUAGUGUGGGAUUUCAUUUAAAGAGUCUUAGCAGGAGAUGGAGCUCCUGCUGCACAAAAAAUGUUCAAUAACUUCAACCUAGAGGUUUAGACAUAGCAUGUAAAAGGUGCAUAUUGCAGAUUUUGUCCUAAUUGGCUGUUGAAUUACAUGGAAGUGUUCUAAUUAGGCAGGUUAAGCUCAAGCUUAGUUUGAAACCUGCUUGGCUAAGGAGUCCCACUUUCGAAAUCUAUCAAAACUAGCAGUGGAUUCUGGUUAGUUUUGACCGUUUCUGAGCUGUUAUCAAGUACAUCAACAAUAAUCUAAUAGCCACAAUCGCAAAUUGCGUCUUGUUUUUGCACUCCAGUGAGUACUAUUGUUUUAUUUAUUUAGUGUUUCCGAAUGUCUUCCAUAUUGUUUGAGUUCUUUUUGUUUAACUUUUGUUUAUCUAUGUUUACGAACAAAGUGUAAAAUGAUCAGUCAUAACACUAAAACUAACUACAUGAAUUUUUGAUGUUGGAGCAUCUGUGUGAGCACCUGUAAGCCGUGACCCUGUAGCAAGCCUCUUCACGGGUUGUCCUUUCCUGUAGCUCUUUGGUUGGUACUGACCAAUACAUACCAGGAACAUCUCCAAGACCUGCAUGAAGUAUUUAAUGACUCGUUUGAUUGGGUUAGUAAUCAUUUUCAAUUUGGUUCUUGUCAAAGUAUCCACUGAAGUAUUUACUUUACUUAAGUUGUUUUAAUGUUAUGGCUAAUCACUAGCUCUCCACAUUUAACAUAAAUAUAGAAUAUAUUUAAAUCUUUUUUCUCUUCCUUAUUUCAGUUGUCGACGUUAACAACCAAAAAUAGUACAAAUUAAAAUAAAAACUAAAUUUUCCCGCUCUCAUAAAUUAGCUGGGCAUCUUUCCCUGCUAAAAGGCUACUAAAUGGAUUGCUAACGUGUCGCCAGGAGCAUCCAAGAUUCUUUUUUGAGACUUGAUUUUGUUUUCUUUAUUCAGUGCUCCACACAUCGGCACAGACAGACAAGUGUAGAUUGUGUAGCAUUUCACAACAUUGAUCUGGCAAUUCAUGUGCCACUUUAAUGUUUAACAUUAAUGCAAACACUUUCCAGUUUAAUUAAACUUGUCUCCGUUUAUAUUUUGAUGCAUAUGCAUACGGGAAUGUUUUUUUUUAUCAAAAAGUAUUCAUAUCAGUAUUGAUAUCACUGUAGUAUUACUUACUGAAUUGGAUUGAAUACUAGCUAAGGCUCGCUCAACUUUCUGGUAUCAGUAGUAACUUCAGUACAGAUUCAUUUCUGUGCCAGAUUUUCUCUCUAUGGCACCACACAACAACCUCAAAACCAAAGCUGUGUCCAAAACCGUGCCCUAUUUACUAUGUAGUGCACUACUUUACGGUUCUACAAAGUUGUAUUGGUGUCUGAAAACAGUACAGAAUUUUCAGUCCACUGUAACAAUCCAUAAAUUGAUUGAGAUACAUAGUUUAGAAACAGUGUACCCCAACUGACAUGAAAGACCCAUACUCUAUUGCAUUGCUUAAAGAUCACCCUCUGUUUCCUAUGAUAAAGAAAUGCUCUUUACUGUAAAGUGAUCAGGAUUUUUACAUGUAUGUGAUAGUGAUUAGGGCACAUUUUUAGACACAGCUCAAGCUAUAAUAUUACAUAAAAUGUGAAAGUUUAUGUGAAAUGUUAAUGUGUAAAAACACAUUUUAGGAGCAAUAAUAAGAUAUUUCUAUUUCGAACAGAUUAUGAAAUGAUAACAAAUAGAGAUGUGUUGGUUUAAGGCAGCUGAAGGCCUGUUUUACUCGUGUUUCCUCAGAAGUUCCUUCCUGUUCAUUGUGACUAACCAUGUGAUCAGCACACACAUGAGUCUUUCAUUUCAUGUUCUGUGAUGUGGAACUGAAGAUCACUGCUAAUAGCUCUGUUAAGAUGAUGUGUGAGUAGUCUUUACAAUGGCCUGGAUAGAUCACUGUUAAAAUCCACCUAGAUUUUGUGGAUUUAAGCCUACUGGAAAGCAUAUCAACCAGAGAAUCAACCAGAAGCUGCUGUGAAGUAUAGAAAACUAUGGAGAUAGUGCCUUAGUAUGAUGUACAGUCAAUUAUUUCAGUCAUGCAAGCUUAACAAAUUCAUGAAGUUUAUUUUUUAGGGAGUUUUGCAUAACACUUAAAGAGCCAAUAUCAUAAACACCUCCUCACUUUUUAAGUAAAUGAUUGAUGUAGUAUGUAUACAUUGCAUACAUGGCAGUCCAUACACUCCAUAUAUAUCAAAAUUUUUGCAAAUAUCUGCCUAUCACUCUAAAGUUAUACGAAGUGUUUCAUUUGGACUGCUUUAAGGAGUGUAAAAAAAUCCUGCCAACUUAAUGGUCUGUUCAACCAAAAAAAGAUUGUUGACCCAAAUUUUUUUUUCUAUGUUGUCACUUAAAAUAAAGGUGAUCCAAAUGGUUCUUUAAGUGUGUAUGGGAUUAAGAGAGGUUGGAAAAAUAAUAUUUUUUGGUAGAAGAAUCCACACAGAUUAUUAAUGAACCUCUGAUGGAAAAAUGUAGUUUAUAGAGGUUUUCACAUAAAAUCUCUGGAAAUUGUUCAUGAAAUUCGGUCCGAACGUUAUUCGGAUAUGAAUGGAGAUUUUUAGAUGUUUUAAAUGCAUUCUUAUUUUAGGAAAUGUAACAUAACAGGAAAUGUAACAUAAAUGAUUAAGGCAAGAGUGGGCCCAUGGAUCCUUUCCAGCAGACCCACGUUGUGUAUUUUUCAAAAGAUUACCUUCUGUAUUAAAAUAUUAUAUAAACUUUGUACAAGGGAGCUGGCUGGAUAAAAUCACACCUCCACCAGGUAAUGUCCAGAAAUAUUCUGGAAUACUGAACAUGAGUUAAAAAAAAAAAAACAGAUAAAUGCCUGGAAUGAGCUCUUUAAACAGAUGUGGAAACAGUUUAAACAGUUUAUGGUGCAUUCAUUUCUGCAAAUAUCCUUUUUCAGGUUUCUUUUUGUUUACACAAUAACAUACAUACUUUUAGCAUAUUCUAAUGGAACGGUUUUAAUGUUUGUUAGUCUUUAAUAUUUGUUUUUAUACAGUUUUUGGCAGUCCUAGCAUUUCACUACGAGAUAAGAGCAGAAGGUCUUGCAGGACAUUUCAGAGAAAUGUAGUGGUCUGAUUUUUGGACAAGUUGGUCGAUUUGUCCCAAAAUAUACAGAAAUAGUCUCUUGUUUUGGUUUGUUUUCACAGUUAAAGGAUUACUUUGUUACCUAGUUAUCACGAAGUUCGAGUAUUCAUACCGUUAUGCAAGGUAAUGAUACAAAGAACAACAACCAAGAAAAUCAUGAUCUUAAAUUGCACAAUCAAGUCACGGCUUAUGAGGACCGGUGACAGGGUGGAGAGAAUAUGGUAGCGAAUGGGCUUUUGUUAUUCCAUGUAUUCAGAGUGUCAUUUCUGUGUUAGUUUGACUUGUUUGUUUGAGAGAAUGAACUGAUGUCCCCUUGUUUCCCUUUAACUCCCAGACUCCAUCCCUAACCCUCUUUUCAGAUCCAAUCCUGUGUUUCAUUCACUGUGUGGAAAACUGUGAGUCCCAUUGAGUCCAUUAAAUGCUGAACUUUGCUGAA